Molecule: messenger RNA, 516 nt
Organism: Paramecium sonneborni
Lineage: Eukaryota; Ciliophora; Oligohymenophorea; Peniculida; Parameciidae
Source: the annotation of a GenBank genome assembly
AUGAAUUACAAGAAUGCUUAUGACUAUUUGCUGAAUUUUUAAUCUCAAACCAGUCGAAAUACUUCAAGAAUAAUGAGUAAUGAGGAUUGUUAAUUUUUAUCUGGAUAAAAGGCAAGUUAAAAAAAUAGUGAUUAAAAAUAAAGUGAAUAAAAAUAGAGUGAAUAAAAAUAUAGAAUAGAAAACUAAAAAUCAAACAAUAGAAAUUUAUUUGAAUCAAAAAGUGAAGUUAAAAUCAAUCUUGGGGAAAAUCCAUUUGAUUUAGCUACAUCAUUAAAUUAUUAAAAUUUGUAGUAAUCAAAACAAAACUAUUGCAAUUAACAAGCAUUACAAUUAUUACAAGAAUCUAAUAGAAUGGAUGAUUAAUAUGAAAUUAAAAUUCGAACAAAUGGACCUGUGAAAGAUGAUAUUUUGAGUUUUUUGCUUUUAUUAGGAUAAGUAGAAAUUCGUAAAAUUGAAAACAACUAAGAUAAAGACUUUAAUUAUCGAUAAAGCAAAAGUUUUCACCACUAAAAUUGA